UAGUAGGUAUUUAAUGUACUACUAAUAGUAGCGCCUGUAUCUUUCUCCCAUCACUGGCAUUAUACAACAUGGCUGAUGUGCAGAGACAUUAUUAGAGUUCUGGGGAAGGAUAAGAUGGAAAGGGCGUUACUUUGAUUUUUUUUAGUCUGGUAGGUAAAUGAGUACAUAAUGAGUACUUAGUAGUGAGCACAGAGGCCAACAGAAAAAAAGGCAAGAAUGAGAAGAAUGUGCUUUCGACCUGCACUUUCACACAGACACACACUACACACACUACGCACACUACGCACUCGCACCCGAACACACACAAGAUCGGGUUCCCAACUUCAACCCUAAGAGUCGGGGCUUCUUUUCUUGGUAGAACUCUUCUCUCUUCAUCAUCAUCUUGGGUUGUUUAAUCAUUCAAUUUUACAUACCCACAAGAAUCGCAUCGCAUCUCAUUGCACCACAUCAUCACCCUUACCUUCACCAUGUCGACCCCGAUGCGCCAUGGCCCCUCUCAACAGGGCCGCACGCCUUCUCAACACCCUGCCGCGGCUCCUACGCCUCAGGCCUCGACGCCAUUCUCUAACCCCCAAACCGCCGCCGCCUUCUCUCCCCACGGCCCAAGAUCCUCGCCACAGCAAUUUAAGAAAUCUCCGGCGACGGGCACCAUGGUGGCCAGCACUAACAGCGCUACCGUUAACUUUGAUAGCCCCUCUGCUGCCGCCGUCUACAACAGUCUAGGUAUGUCGAUUAAUGAUCUCAACCUAGAUAACAUCAGCGUUGGAGGACUGGUCGCUGCAGCAGGACGGUCGGACGAGGAGGAUCGGAAGAAGAGAAUCGAGGCUGUUAUUAAUGCUCUAUGGGCUCAAAACAGCGGUAGAGUCAGCAACCAGGGACUCGAGAGAUUGGCUAUUCACCUUGGCCUCGAGUGUCUAUGGGAAGACGUGAAGGGUGCCGGCGAAGAUGCCAAGACUCUGAUCAUAGCAGGGCAGACAAUGGCUGUCGAAGUUGGCAUCACCAAUCACGUUGUGCACCAGGCUUUGUUAACGUUUAAUGAACCCACACCGAGCCUCGAAAAGCACGUCGACCGCGCCUCAGCUAUUCUCCUCAAAGACCUAGCUCUGGAGCCCGACCAGAGUCCCUUGACCAAGAAGCUAACCGCUUUCCGUGCCAAUCUUGAGCGUUUGGCUGCACUAGACAAACUCAGUGUACUUCCCAACCUUCAUUGCUACGAGGCCAUCGCUGGCAUCUGGGAAAGCCUGGAAAGACUACAUAGAUGGGAUGUGCAAAAACUUCUUGAGGAACCGGCCCUAGUCAACCUGUCUGAGGAGAGGCGGCGAGUCUAUGCCCUCUGCCUUCGCCACGGGUGUCCUCUCAUGCACACUCGAGGCCGCAUCGGCUUGAGUUUUGACUAUUGGAAGGAGACGAGGAAGUUGGCUACCACCACGGUAGACACCGAAGAGGCCACCACAUGGGCUAUUCUCAUCGAAUGCGCCCCCUCGAACGGCAUGGUAUACACUCCUGUACGUGUCUCUGAUAAGUGGAUUGGACCUUACAUCGAGAAGGCCAACCUUACGGACGAGGAGAUGGUCACAGCUACGGGGCCUGUCUUGGACUGGCUGGAGCCCCCCAACACUUUCUUGCCUCCAUCGGAGGAUAUGAAAACAGAGGGGUUAGACGGCGUCGUAGGCGUGUCUGGUCACAAGUCGCCGGAGGUUGUAUUCAUGGCAACUUUUGACCCUCCAGUCAUCGUUCCUCAUGUCGUCGCGCAGGAGAUAUAUAAGAUUACGGCCACGAAUGCGCCACUCUCCAACAUCACGUUCGACGCACUGAUGUUCCCCAUCACCGACGGAAAUGCCUACGACCCCAGCGAACCUCGUGAAAUUGUAUAUACCCAAACGGUCCCCACCUUCAUAGACGUCCUCCACGGCAAGACCCAGGAGGAGCCUGUCUUGAAGGCGCACCGGAACACACUAUUCAUAUACAAGCCAGUCUACGGCCAAGUCCUAACCCACGUGCCCUUCGCUCACCCGAAAGAUCUCGUCGCGAUGCUGCCCUUGCUGCGCCAGUACGCGUUCCUCUCUCUCUUGCUCACGAACAGCCUCAAAGUCCGCGAGGGCAAGCCGACCGUCAAGGACGCCGACACCGACAACGACAGCCGCGUGCCGCGGACCACCCGCGACGAGUUCGACGACUUCAUGACCUCAUCCUCUCGCCCCCCGCCAACCCCCAACGUCCUCAAAGUCGACAUCACCCUAACCGCACACCCCGUCCCCCGCCUCUCCCUUGUGUUCCCCUUCCGCGACGCCACCGCCAACAUCAUGCUUGAGAUCCAGCCCGGCGGAAGAGUGCACAUCGUUUCGGAUAAUAUUUUUGCGCAGUUUGAUAAGGCGAACGUGAGCUUUGAGAACAGAAAGAGGGAGCCGAGGGACUGGGCGAAUGCGCUCGAGACGAUGGAGGAUAUUGGGGCGUGGAUUGAGAUUAUCAGGCAUAAGCUCGAUGGAUAGAUAGGUAUCUGCGUGGUGGAUGGCUGGGUGGGAAAGGGGGGUGCUGCGUAUACCUAACUGCCUACUUAUGUCUAUUUACUUAGUACAAGGCAAGUACCUAUUACCUAAGGUUACUUAUAUCGAUAGGUAUGAUUCGGUACCGGAAUGGUAUAGGAGGGUAUGGGAUCAAACGAGAUGAAUAUACUAGGCGAAGUGACGCAAGGCUAUAAGCAAUAACAACAAAACAUAACAAAACCAAAAAAAACAAGGGAUCGGUUGCUGGAUAUGAUUCAUGAUACUCCCCCCCUAAACACUAAACUAAAUUUCCAUCCCCAUCCCCAUCCCCAUCCUCUUCUCUUCUGUUUCGUCCAGGCUUGCUUGGUAAGGAUCCUACUAGGAAUUCUACGCCUGUUAGGUAUUCUAGGUAAUUCACCUGGUAGGUACUAGGUAGGUAGCUAGGUAGCCUAAUAGUUGGCCUACCUACUGUAGGUACCACAUACAUACAUACAUA
Hypoxylon fragiforme is the source of this 2979-nucleotide messenger RNA. Its product is annotated as mediator of RNA polymerase II transcription subunit 1-domain-containing protein. NCBI's taxonomy places the organism in Eukaryota, Fungi, Ascomycota, Sordariomycetes, Xylariales, Hypoxylaceae. Gene Ontology annotation, biological process: regulation of transcription by RNA polymerase II. Bases 468 to 2489 code for a protein of 673 amino acids. The record is from RefSeq and is a predicted model, not a curated record. Gene Ontology annotation, cellular component: mediator complex. The transcript is spliced from 2 exons. Gene Ontology annotation, molecular function: transcription coregulator activity.